Molecule: messenger RNA, 2050 nt
Organism: Melanotaenia boesemani (Boeseman's rainbowfish)
Lineage: Eukaryota; Metazoa; Chordata; Actinopteri; Atheriniformes; Melanotaeniidae
Exons: 7
Coding region: 186-1646 (486 amino acids)
Cellular component (GO): nucleus
Source: RefSeq, a predicted model, not a curated record
CAAGGGAAAGAGGAAAAAAAAAAAUCUCGCGCUGCGGAGUCUGCGCAUUUCGGUUGUUCUCGUCACUCCGAACUUUCGGGAGAACCACAGAGGAAGGAGGGUUGAACAACGCCAUUUUUCCUGGCGCUCUGCAGUUUGAGUGGGCCGUCCAGCGAAGAGGAGGAGGACGAGGCAGCGGUGGAGCCAUGGCAGCCAUGUGGCGUGAAGACGAUGAAGAGUUCAAGGUGGGAGGAGUAAAGGAAGGCUUCCGAUCCAAACCCAGGUUUUCCUACAACGAGGUCAAAAUGCUGCUGGAGGCGGUGAAGAGGAACAGAUACAUCCUCCUCAAGAAGUUUAACCAAGGAGUGUCGGCAGAAACCAAGAAGCAGACCUGGACUGAGAUCACAAACCAGAUCAACAGUUUGGGAGAAAACCACCGACAGGUGCGUCAGAUCAUGAAGAAGUGGGCGGACCUGAAGUGUGACGGAAAGCGACGCAUCGUAGCCAUGCGGGGCCCCAACGGCAGCAACCUGAGGAAGAAGAGGUUGGGCCCCGUGGAGAAGAUGGUCCACAAGAUCCUGGUGAUGAGUCCUAGAGGAGAUGGAGAAAGCGAUCUGGACUUGGAAGAACCGGAGUUUUCGAAGCGCUUCAGGAAAGGCCCGACCCCCACGGCGGCCCCCUACUCCUACCUCAGCCUGACAGACAGCUCGCACCCCGUCGCCGGAGAGUUCUCCUUCGACAUGUCGCCGCUCUCGUCUCCGGAGAAGGAACUCGGCGAGCCUCUUCAUUCCUCCUCCGACUUCGACCUGGCUGAUGACGGAGAACACAACAUGGACUUUGAUGAAAAUGAUGACUCCAUCUUCUCCUCCUUCCCUUCAUCUCUACAACCACCCACCUCCACCUCCCUGGACCCCCUGCCCGAUGAUGCCCGGCUGAGGGUCAAACCGGUCUACACUUAUUCCAGAACCAGCCAGAACCAAAACCAAACCCAGAACCAGAACUCCACCAGACUUCCUCCCGGUCCUUCUUCUUCUUUGGCCUCCACCUUCUCCACCUUCCCCUUAGCUCCCGAUGGAGAUGCUGCCUCCUCUUCUGGAGCUCCUCCUCCAUCACAAACCCUUGUCACCUCCUCCCUCCCUGCUCCUUCCUCUUCCUCAACAUCAUCUGCAGCCAAUGGCGCUACCUCUCACCCUGCACCUCCUUCUACCUCCAUCCCACCUCCUUCUCCACCUCAUCCUCCUCCUCCUGCUGAUGCUCCUACUGUGACUUCUCCCUCUUCUAACUCCAUCCUCCCACCCAGUACGUCCUCCAUCUCGGCCUCCCAGCCGUCUGACCCCCUCCCGUCUGGCUCGUCCCUGCGCCGGUCGCAGGCCCAGCUGGCCCAGAUGGCGUCUCAGAGCCUCCAGCAGCAGCAGGCCAGCAGGAUGCUGCUGACGUCCGUGUCCCGGUCCCUGGAGACGCUGGCCCAGUCCGUCCAGCUGCUGGUGGAGAGCCAGCAGGAGUUCGUCCAGGAGUCUCUGCUGCUGCAGCGGGAGACGGUGGACAUCCUGAGGGACUUCUCCAACACGGCGCUGAACAUGCUGAGGGACAAAUCCAGCAGCGGACAGCUGGUGACGCAUCACCUUCCUCAGUAUCAUCAUCAUCAUCACCCCUCAUCGCGCUUCUGAGGAAACCGGCAUCAGCAUGUGGCUGCUGACGUACGGCCGCUGUGGCUCCUGGACAGAAUCCCUGCUUCCUGAAACCGGAGCGAAUGUGGCGGCACAAGCACCGUUGUGUUUUUCAUGUGCCUCCAUCCUGCUUUUUUCCUUCUGCGUCCUCUGCUUCCACGUUUCAGCUCCGCAUGGAAAGACGAACUUCACACUACAGCACGCAGAGAAACAGGGCUCCAGAUGAACUUUCUCCACAUGCAGCUGAAAGUGUAGAACUUGUGGCCUCCUUCCUGCCUCCUGAUUUGGUCACAAAUAGAAAAUUAUGACUUUAAAGGUGACGUAAAAGGAUAAAAUGGUCAUUUUUUCUUUUUUGGGGGGUUUGUUUUUAACACAGCGGCCAAAUAAAUAAAUACAUAAACUCA